This is a messenger RNA of Ostertagia ostertagi, 771 nucleotides long. NCBI's taxonomy places the organism in Eukaryota, Metazoa, Nematoda, Chromadorea, Rhabditida, Trichostrongylidae. The record is from the annotation of a GenBank genome assembly.
AUGCAGGGCAAUCGGGCUUCUGCUCCACUACCAAGUGAGACGUCUAUAACACCAACGAAUACUAUUGUUGCUCCCGUUCAAACUGAGAUGGCCAGUUGUCAUUGGGAAAAGACGUUAGCUGUCAACGACGACAUGAAAUCCCAGACUGAAGGAACACUGAAGUGGUGUCAGCAACUGAAGGAACAGGUACUGACAGAUGAAGUGACAUUUUCUCUCGUAUUGGAAAUAUGGGCGCAGAUUGAAGCAAAACGCAAGAAGGGAUGGUAUGAAGAAGCACGUAAUGCUAAUGGAGCAGCGCAAUGUUGCUUUGCAACGAUUCCAGCAUCAAGAAAUGCAAGCGAGACGGGGGCAGAUGACUCAGGAGCGUAUUACCCUAACUACGGACCACAACAACCUGCACCACCUCAGAGUGGAAUAUCCAGCUUCCUAUGGAAUGCCUGGGUACCCGGGUUAUGCUCAACAGCAGUUCCCUCAGUCUCACGCAGGGUAUCAGCAUGUAUCCUAACGCUGCGAUCCGGAACUGCAAAAGGGCCGAUCCGACGAUGCAAGCUCAACAAACAUCUUACUCACCUACUGUUGCUCAUGCACAACAACAACCAUCCUCUCACGAAUGGAUCCGUGCAAGUACCUCAACAGGCACAAACUCACCCUCAACAAGCCUUAUUACGCACCCGUUCCAGCAGCUGCUCCGCCAUCAUAUCAACAGGUACUGAAACAACAGCUCCUGCUCAACAGGAGAUUGCAGAGCAGCCUCUCAUCUCCUUUGAUUGA